CCAUGGCGCUGAUGCCGGCGAGUGGGUGACGUUUUCCGGAUGUUUACAUCAGAUAUCAGAUGCUGUGUUGCUCUCUAGAAAAUCGUCUUUUUAUUGACAAAUUCCCCAAAGAAUGAGUGAUUUAGAAGUAUUAAUUAAGGUGCCAUUUCCAACAAAUCGACACGCAGAAAUUGCUUACGACGUUUUACGUCUAGACGCCGAACCAAAGCGAAAUCACGUGGAAAAGUCCCUCAUUGUUGAGGGAAACUGGCUUGUUGUUAAUUUUUCCGGAAACACAGCAAAGAGUUUAAGGACAGGCUUGACGUCCUUUCUCGACUCCCUGAUUCUCUGCUGUGAGACCAUGGAUGCCUUUGGACCCCCAUGUGAGAAGUACAGUCACUACUGA
This is a messenger RNA of Phlebotomus argentipes, 385 nucleotides long. RefSeq names its product EKC/KEOPS complex subunit LAGE3 (gene Tcs6). The record is from RefSeq and is a predicted model, not a curated record. The transcript is spliced from 3 exons. NCBI's taxonomy places the organism in Eukaryota, Metazoa, Arthropoda, Insecta, Diptera, Psychodidae. Bases 113 to 385 code for a protein of 90 amino acids. Gene Ontology annotation, cellular component: EKC/KEOPS complex.